Molecule: messenger RNA, 1032 nt
Organism: Fonsecaea nubica
Lineage: Eukaryota; Fungi; Ascomycota; Eurotiomycetes; Chaetothyriales; Herpotrichiellaceae
Exons: 2
Coding region: 1-1032 (343 amino acids)
Molecular function (GO): oxidoreductase activity, acting on the CH-OH group of donors, NAD or NADP as acceptor
Source: RefSeq, a predicted model, not a curated record
AUGGGCUCGAUCUCGCCAAAGGAUGAGACCAUUCUCAUCACUGGGAUUUCAGGCUUCGUGGCUUCUCAUAUUGCCCAUACCUUCCUGGAAGCCGGAUACCGCGUUCGCGGAACCAUCCGAUCUGAGAAGUCCAUUGCUGGCAUAAAACAGGCUCAUGGGAAGUACGCCGAUCAGUUGUCCUUUGUUGUCGUACCCGACAUGGCGGCCACCGAUGCCUUCAACGGGGCAGUCGACGGUGUGACAGGAAUCAUCCAUACGGCGAAUCCCUUCAUUCUGGACCCCAAAGACAAUGAAGAAGAGCUUCUGAAACCCUCGAUCAACGGCGUCUUGAAUGUACUCAAGGCUGGGGCCACCCAAGGACCAACCUUACGCCGUGUCGUUCUGACGGCUUCCUUUGCCUGUAUCCUUGACCUCAGCCAAGGUCUUCGCCCAGAUUAUACGUAUAGCGAGUCGGAUUGGAACCCUGCAACGUUUGAGGAGGCCAAGAACUCAUCCAGCGGUGGUUUCACGUACUGUGCUGCAAAAGGUCUGGCUGAGAGGGCAGCUUGGGAAUGGAUUGAGGAGAACAAACCAUCCUUCUCUUUCACUUCUAUCUGCCCACCAUGGAUUUUCGGCCCUUCACUGGCUGGAAUCAAGUCUCUGGACCACCUCAACGAGUCGACAGAGGCAAUCUGGAAGCUUGUCAAUGGAUCCACCAAAGAUGUUCCUCCGAUUGAUUUUGCGGGCUUUGCAGACGUAAGAGAUGUAUCUCUGGCUCAUCUGCGUGCAUACGAGCUGGAAGAAGCGGGUGGUCAGCGAUUCCUUGUCGGAUCCCACUUCGACUAUCAAACAGCUGUGGACGGUCUCCGCGAUGACUUCCCGCAGAUCCAGGACCGCAUACCACGAGGAACUCCGGGCGCACGAGAGCCAGCGUACCAGGUGAACGGAAGCAAGGCGGAGAAGGUGUUGGGCAUCAAAUACACACCCCUCAAAGUGACCCUUAAAGACACAGUGGAGGAUCUGCUCAACGCGGAAAAGAAGCUAGCAGCCUAA